AUGCACACAGAAGAGUGGCCAAGCUCAGAAUUAGGCUAUAGAAUCGAAUCCACUAUAGGCGCAGGCUCUUUAGGAAUAGUCUACUCAGCCACAGUCACAGAAGGUUUAAAUAUCGGCUCCAAGGUUGCAAUAAAAGUGGUAAAUCUUGACCAAUACUCCAAUCUCAAUAUAGAAGACAUCCGUAAAGAAAUCCAAACAAUGCGGCCAAUUUAUCAUCCUUCCAUUGCAAGCUAUCACAACUGCUUUCUCACAGACAAAAUCCUAUGAAUAAUUAUGCCAUUACUUCAAUGAAAUUUAGAAAGCCUCUUAAAAACUCAAGCGCCUACAGGAUUUUCAGAUGAAAUUCUUAUUGCUUCAAUAUUAAGAGAUAUCCUUAUCACUUUGAUGUAUUUUCAUCAGCAUAAUAAAGUGCAUAGAGAUAUAAAAUCCAGCAAUAUUUUUAUAAAUCAAGAAGGAAAAGUAAUUUUGUCAGAUUAUGGGAUAGUUUCGAGGAUAAAAGAAAUUGUGACGUUAACUGGGAAUUAUGGAAGCCCUUGCUGGACUGCACCAGAAGUGAUUAAUAAUGCUCCGAGCACUAUUAAAUCCGAUAUAUGAAGCUUUGGAAUUCUUGCUUUGGAGAUUAUUAAAGGAAAGCCACCUUAUAGAGAUUAUCCUCCUUUAAAGGUUAUGAUGAUGAUUACUCAUAAAACCCCUCCAAUUUUAGAUAAAAAAACAAACUGUGAUCAGUUAUUAAAAGAAGUGGUCAAUUUGUGCUUACUUUUUUAUAAACAUUUUUUUUAAAAAAAAAUAAACUUAUAAUAGUGAUUUUAUUAUAAGGCACUGUGCAUAUAAAUUUUUUUGAAAAAAGGGGAAAUUUAGCAUUGGAUUCGCAAAGAAGACCUAAUGCUGAUGAUUUAUUGAAGAAAAAGUUUUUUUUUAAUUCAAAAGGAGUUGAGUAUGUAAGGGAUAUUCUAAUGAGCUCAGUAAUAGCAUCUUCUAGAGAAUCAAGUUCUGAGGGCAAUGCAGAAGAGCAGAAGCAUCCAAGAAAUUUAAAAGUUCCAAUAUGAAAUUUUGAUAGCACCUCACCAAGAGUGCCAAUUGCAAAAGGUGAAGAUCCUUUUGAUAUGAUGUCAGAUAAUGAUGAGUUGUAA
Messenger RNA from Blepharisma stoltei, 1130 nucleotides. The record is from the annotation of a GenBank genome assembly. NCBI's taxonomy places the organism in Eukaryota, Ciliophora, Heterotrichea, Heterotrichida, Blepharismidae.